AGAGCCGAGCUCUUAAAAGCUUAGAGAGUUUUUUAGCCAUUUAGACUCUACUUCUAUUAUCUUACGUUCCUUAAACUACGGCAAUACCGCGCAAUAUGGACGAGGAGAAGCUCGCGCCGCCAAGCGCGGGCGCCGCGACCGCGAGCAUAGACGUGGCCCUCUCCGCCCUGCCGGAUGUCGACCCGAGCAGCCCGGCGCAUCCGAUCCACUGGCACCCAGCGAAGAAAUGGAGCAUAACUGUCGUGUACUCGCUGCUGCAGACAUUCGUCGCGCUGUCGACCACGACCUUCGUCAGCGCGGAGCCGCUCGCGAGGGCGAGAUACGAUAGCUCGACGCAGGUCGUCGCGCUGGGCCAGAGCAUGUUCGUGGUCGGGACGGCCGUCGGGCCGGCCUUCCUCGGGCCGCUGUCAGACGUCGGCGGGCGGAAGUGGGUCUACGUCGGGUCGAUCGCGGCGUACGCGCUGCUGAACGUCGGCGCCGCGCUGGCGCGCAGCCUCGCGAUGUUGGUCGUGUUCCAGCUCCUCGCCGGCGCCGCCGGCAGCACCGCCGUCACCAACGUCGCCGGCACCAUCGCCGACCUCUUCGGCGACGCCGACGGCGCCGCCCAGCCCAUGGCCCUGUUCGUCGUGUCCGCGAACUACGGCCCCGGCAUAGGCUCCCCCGUCGGCCAGCUGAUCGCCGAGAACGAGAACAUGGGGCUGCCGUGGGUGUUCUGGAUCAACGUCAUAAUCGGCGGCGCAUUCGCCGUGGUCCUAUGCUUCGUUCCCGAGACGCUGCCGCGGGCCGUCAUCCUCGAGGCGGCCAAGAAGCACGGGUCUGCCGACGGCUCCGACGCUGCCGUCCUGGAGCCGCGCGUGGAUCUCCUCCGUGAAGCGCGGUUCGUAACCUCGAUGGCCUUCCGCAUCAUGCUGACGGAGCCCGUCGUCGCCUUCCUCGGCAUCUACAACGGCUUCGCCUACGGCCUGCUGUUCCUGUACCUCGACGGCGUCUUCGACGUGUUCGUAGUCAACAACGGGCUGUCACCCCUCAGCGCCGACCUGACGUUCCUCAAUGUCGUGGUCGGGGUCACCAUCAUGUUCGCCUUCGUGCCCGUCCAGACGUGGUUCUAUAAGCGCGACCGCGGGAGGAACGGCGGCGUCGGACGCCCCGAGGCGAGAUUCUUGACUUCGCUGUUGUUCGUCUGGGGCUUCCCGGUCUCCCUGCUGUGGUUCGCCUUCACUUGCGACGGGAGCGUGUCGUUCUGGUCGCCCGUGGUCGCCGGGGGCCUGCUGGGCUUCUGCGACCCGCUGCUGUGGCUGGCGAUGCUGAAUUACAUCGCCGAUUCCUACACGAACGUUGCCGCGUCGGCGAUCGCUGCUUUCUUGAUCCCCUCCUUUCUGAUCGCGGCCGCUUGCUGCCAUCUUGGAAUCCUCAUGUUUGACAAUUUGGAGGCCAAGUGGGCGAUGGCAACGCUGGGUUUCGUCUCGUUUGGCCUCGUGGCGCUGAUAUAUGUAUUGUACUUCUUUGGGGCGCGGAUCCGAAGUUGGUCGAAGUUAGCUAGGAAACACUGAGUGUGGGAGGAGCUGGUACUCACAGUGAGUGAUAACGUGGAGAUAAUACAUAAGAAGCUCGAAAUGGGUAAUAGAAUUUACUGAAGCUAGAAAUUGUGUGUUGUUGCCAUAUGAGAAUGAACUCACCAAAUGACGGGUCAUGCCAAGUGAGCCUCUGGGAAUCCCCUUGCCUGCUUUCUGUGGCUCCUUUCCCCCAAUCUAGCUGGUUAUUGGAGCUUGCAUUG
Messenger RNA from Durotheca rogersii, 1774 nucleotides. Its product is annotated as MFS general substrate transporter. Lineage: Eukaryota; Fungi; Ascomycota; Sordariomycetes; Xylariales; Xylariaceae. Gene Ontology annotation, biological process: transmembrane transport. The transcript has 5 exons. The record is from RefSeq and is a predicted model, not a curated record. Gene Ontology annotation, molecular function: transmembrane transporter activity. The coding region runs from base 96 to 1550 and encodes 484 amino acids.